Marchantia polymorpha subsp. ruderalis is the source of this 3114-nucleotide messenger RNA. The record is from the annotation of a GenBank genome assembly. Lineage: Eukaryota; Viridiplantae; Streptophyta; Marchantiopsida; Marchantiales; Marchantiaceae.
GCAAACUCUUGCCAAUCAGGCGCUUCUGUUCGCCCUUCGUUCAACUGCCUCGUCCUCCUGCUCCUGCUGUCUGUGGCGCUCGAGCGCUCAUGCGCGGCUCAGCUUGCUCCGCGGCGCAUUGAGUUGGUACUCGAACGGCUGCCGAGUCCGCCUCUCUCCUCGCCCGUUUCCUCAUCUUACGUCACGUGGGUCUCACUGAUCGAUGUUCCCCAGAGAGAGUGAGCGAGUGAGUGAGUGAGUGACGGUGGUGUGGGAUUGAACGCGCGGGGGUCUGGGCUCGUCCGAGAGGGCCGCGAGUGAUUGAGUGAUUGAUUGAUUGAUUGAUUGCCGCAGGAGGUUGAGGAUUUGGGGUCCCGAUGAAUGUGAGGGCCCGGGGAAGGUAGUUACACGCGGGGUGGUCGGGAGGGCUCAAGUUGUGCAGUUGACCCAAGACAUUCUCAGGGCUGUGCGUGUAGGAAUCUUUGUCUGUGUCUGCAAUCUAAGAUGCGAGUGACUGACGAGCAUGAUCCAAUUGUGCUCGCCUGCCAGCCUGCGGCAUCAUUCGCGACGGCGCCCCGAGAUCUGCUGGCUUGCAAUGUUUGACCACGAUAAAAUCGAAGAAAAGUUGUACUCGGAUGCGGCAACGGACUCUGCAUAUAUCGAGGAGUAUGAUUCGAAAUGUGGCAGCGGGGUGAUAGGUUGGACCUCUUUUGGCAGAUUUUAUUGAGCUCCCCUCCUUAAGAGAGGAGGGGUGGAUGAGUGAAUGGCUUUGGACGUACUUGGAAGGCUGGGGUUCUUCAAUUGCGGGUCUGGCUCUGUCGUGACUCCUUGCUCUGCGUCCGCGAGGCUUUCUUCAGAGCUUGAACCCUCAAAACAGCGGAAUCGAUCAUGGUUUCGCUCCCCCGGAAGCGGCGGCUCCACUUGGGCAGUGGCAAACAUUCUCUGUUUCGACAAGGACACGAUACCUGAAUCCUUCAGAAAUGGCAGGCUUCGGUCUCGGGCACGGCAGAAGACAUUGCUGGAAGGUGCUAGCAGAAGUUCCCUGAGCAGUGCUGCGCGUUUGUGGAUUUCGAAAACCGCCGGGAUUCCCUCGAGUCGCACAGGUUGUCGCGGUUCCGUCUUGAAUGGUGGGUGGUCGGGGGGUGAGGUGGCUGGAGAAGGCCGCAAAUCCCUGCUCCCGAUUAAGAGGCAUUCGUCAUGCUCCUCUCAAUCACUGCCGCAGCAGCAGCGGAGGACGAAGGAUGCCGGAAGGGUGGUUUGCUAUUCUCACAGGAAGAGGAAUUUGGGAAGCUUGUUAGGCAGCCGAGUUGUGGAGGAGCCUUGGUCAUGGAUUUUAGAGGGCUAUGUCCUGAAAGGCCUCACUGGAAGGAGGAAUGACGGGCCCUCCGAAUUGGAAUUGGGCAGGGGUUCAUACCGCGGAGGGCCUGUCCACGGUGCAAACCACAUUCGCCCCCUUCAGAGACCAGACUCUGUACAUCCUCAGCCUCUCACAUCCGCAAGGCCGAGACGAGGUACAGAACAUGACGAAUUACCACUCAGGCGAACCCUUCGGAAUUGCAUUCCCCAUUCACGGGAUACACCACCUAAAAGAGACACGGGAAUAGCCAGUGAGAAGGACUGGGGCAUCAACUUGAAGAAUGAGAAGACAAGUGAGUCAGGGGUGAAUGAAGAUGGCAGUACUUGGUAUCGUGAAAGCGGAGAGGAUCUUGGAGACAAUGGCUAUCGUUGUCGCUGGACAGUUAUGGGUGGCAAAAAUGCGGAUGGAACUUCAGAAUGGAAAGAAGCUUGGUGGGAGAAAAGUGACUGGACUGGUUAUAAAGAACUUGGUGCCGAGAAGUCCGGAAAGAAUGCUCAAGGAGAUACUUGGUGGGAAACUUGGCAAGAAAUUCUCCGCCAGGAUGAUUGGAGCAAUCUUGCGAGGAUCGAGAAGAGCGCUCAAAAGCAAGCCAAAUCAGGAAGCGGCACUGCUGGUUGGUACGAGAAAUGGUGGGAGAAGUACAAUGCGAAAGGUUGGUCUGAAAAAGGUGCCCAUAAGUACGGCAGGUUGAACGACCAAGGAUGGUGGGAAAAAUGGGGUGAGCAAUACGAUGGCAGAGGAGCAGUUCUGAAAUGGACUGACAAAUGGGCGGAGACAGACAUGGGAACGAAGUGGGGGGACAAGUGGGAGGAAAGGUUCAAUGUUGGUAUUGGAACUCGGCAAGGAGAGACAUGGCACUAUUCUGCCACUGGUGAACGUUGGUCACGUACGUGGGGAGAAGAACAUUUUGGAAAUGGGAAGGUACAUAAGUAUGGAAAGAGUACGAGUGGUGAGAGCUGGGACAGUGUUGUGGAAGAGGGCACAUUCUAUCAGGCGGAGCCUCAUUAUGGAUGGGCAGAUGCAGUUGGAAACUCCGGACAGCUUCUGUCAAUUGUCGCUCUCGAAAGGCCACCGGGCAUAUACCCCGAUCUGGAUUUGGGCAUGAAUAAAGAGCAACAAUGAUUCUAUGCAGUCUCGACUUCUCUGUUUUAGUAGAUGUCGGAGUGUCAUUUUUGGUUAGAUUUGGUAUUUAUUGAGGCAUUUCGGAGGUCAACAUUAGCCUGCUGAAACUCGGACGGAACAUUGACCAGCAAUGUUUAUAGCAAUCCUCCUCUCGGCCAAAGACGCCAGGCUUUUACUGAGCUCUCGAUGUAACGAAUGAAAUUCAUAUAUCAACUAAGGAUCACCUUUUUCAGACCAAGUUUAUGUUCUGGACUGUUGUAGUGAGGAUCUGUCAUUUUGUUUUGCAUUCUGAAUGUGCCUUCAAAAGACCGCGCGACGUUCCUCUCCUCCAUACAGCUAUUAUCUAUCUUUGCUUAUCUGUGCAAUGCCGUUCAGCAGCGCAAUUUUGCACGGUUGCGGUUCCAAUUUACUGAUAAAGACUUUAUGUCGUCACAUCCUUCAAGAGAAAUUGGCUUGGCAGACACCUUCCUAUAAUUCUGUAAUGUACUUGACUUCUUGGAGGUGAUUCGACCGAAUGGACACUGAAGUAUUCUCACUUGCGGAUAAAAAAUUCAGUUACCUCUACACCUUACAGCGUUUGUUUUCAUUUGUUUCUGCCGCAUAAGAUUUUCUGCACUGUACGAUACUACAUCAGCUAAGUUUUGGCAGGACUUCCA